AUGGAGAAACAGCAUGAAAUAUCGAUACACGUGGGAGGAUCAGCCACCAAGGAGCGUCCCGUAAGUGCCCGGAUCCGAUGGGCGACCGAGAGCUCGUUUCGCACAGCCAGUGCGGUUCCGAACAUGGAGGUUGCUGGCUUGCUGGCUUGCUGGCUCCUCGACGGUGCAGGAGGCGUCGCGAGUUGGUAUGGAGCACUCAGACUCAAUUGCACUCACACUCGGCCGGUUGCCAUGGCGCGCGUGGGCGUUGGACAAGGUUGGUGGAGGAGGAGGGUCAGCGGACUGCAGCGAUUCGCCGAGGGCGCUGCAACGGACCCGAUGCAGGCAAAGUCAGAUGGCCUAGGAGGUCUAGAUGUCUAG
This is a messenger RNA of Bipolaris oryzae ATCC 44560, 360 nucleotides long. RefSeq lists its product as uncharacterized. Lineage: Eukaryota; Fungi; Ascomycota; Dothideomycetes; Pleosporales; Pleosporaceae. The transcript is spliced from 2 exons. The coding region runs from base 1 to 360 and encodes 119 amino acids. The record is from RefSeq and is a predicted model, not a curated record.